AUGUUUCGUAUUCGUCAAUAUUUUCAAAAUGAACAUUUGUAUAGACGCGAUUGUCAUAAAUGUGGAUUUUUGUGGUUAAGUACUUGUUGUAAUGAUGUCUAUAUUGGCAUUGGGGAACGUAGAAUUGUCUUGUCUGGUUGCAUAAAAAAUCAACUCUCAGAUGCCAAUUCUUUAUAUGUCUAUGGGGGAUCAUUUACGUCACAAAAAGUCAAUCCUGUCACUAGUUCACAAUCGUGUCCUACAGGUCUUACUCAAGCAGCGGGACCAAAUAAUAUCAAAGUUUGUCUUGCUGAAAGACUGGUGUCAAAUUUACGAAAUUUGCCACUCUUUGGUGGUAUGUUCUCAUGUGAUAACGUAAAUCCGGCGCUUGCUUCAGCACGUAACGAGUGUCCAACAAAUUACAACAUGUAUUCGAUGGGUACAAUCGAUGGGAACUGUAUUCUAACCGUAUGUUUGAAAUUCGAAACACUUAGCAACACACAAAAGCUGCCGUCGAUUGUAUUGCCACCAUUUUUUAAUAUCGAAAAUGUAAAUUUCACUGCCGAAGCGAACCAAACCAUGAAAAGUGGUAUAAUAACAAGUCGAGCAAUGCACGAUUUGGAUAUAAUUGAAUUACAUUCAGCACCUAAAGUGAAAUCGGAAGGUGUUGACAUGAAGUUCUCUAUAAUUAACCUUUCCAUUUAUAUAUCGGCUAUGAUUCUGAUUCAAUAUUGGACAAAUAAUCAGUAUUGA
Rotaria sp. Silwood2 is the source of this 732-nucleotide messenger RNA. NCBI's taxonomy places the organism in Eukaryota, Metazoa, Rotifera, Eurotatoria, Philodinida, Philodinidae. The record is from the annotation of a GenBank genome assembly.